Molecule: messenger RNA, 8976 nt
Organism: Carcharodon carcharias (great white shark)
Lineage: Eukaryota; Metazoa; Chordata; Chondrichthyes; Lamniformes; Lamnidae
Gene: myo18ab
Product: myosin XVIIIAb
Exons: 42
Coding region: 277-6450 (2057 amino acids)
Cellular component (GO): myosin complex
Molecular function (GO): ATP binding; protein binding; cytoskeletal motor activity
Source: RefSeq, a predicted model, not a curated record
AUCGGCAUCGGCAGCCGGACAGAGGCUCGCGCUGUCAACGAGCUGCACCGGCGCAGGCAGCGGCAGCGGCAGCAACAGCAACAGCAACCUGAGCCCCCGCACCCGGCAAACGAUGCACGCUCCUGCUUCCUCCGACACACAGCAUUACAUUCGGUCAUACUUGUUUAAGAAGAAAAGUGACCUGUCCCUGAUUGCAGCUGGAUCAUUAAAAGAUUCUAUCUUUAUUAAUUAUUUUUUCACUCGUCAAUAAUUUGCACCCAAAAUUAAACAUUGAAAAUGUUUAACUUAAUUAAAAAAGACAAAGAUAAAAAGGAAAAGAAAGAAAAGAAGGAAAAACGGGAGAAAAUGUCUGUAGCAGAAUUGAAAAGUCUCGAGGAAGUUGGUCUUCGUCGAGGACUCUUUAAUUUGAAUCGAUCUUCGAAGCGGGAAUCAAAGACUAAACUGGAAAUUUCAGCUCCUAUACCAAUAAAGGUAGCUAGUAGUUCAGAUCUCAAUCUUACUGAUAUUGAUUCAGACACUGUUAGUAACAGAGGAAGCAUGAUUUUUGAUUCCGAGCAAUUAAGUACUGCCAGUUCCAGUGAUGACCUCAAAAUUGAUGAGAGUAGUUUGAAGGGAUCUGUACUUCAGAGAGCAGCUUUGUUUGGCUCUCUUGCUAAACAGAAUUCAGUCCAACUAGUAAAGAGGUUCUCUUUUUCACAAAAGAGCCGAGAAGAGACUUCAGAAAUGUCAACACCAUCAGAAAAUUCUGUGACUCCUUCACCACAAGUAGAAAUGAGAAAUGAAGGCUUACUACUGGGGUAUCUAGAGGCAAUGCCAAAACAUAUGUCGGAUACAGUGUUAAUAGCAAGUCCUAAUACUCAGAUUCCGGAAAUUGUGGAUAAAAGUUUUGCUGCUGAUCUACGGCUUCCUCCUGUGGUACCACCUUUACCUACAGAACCCAGAGAGCUUGUAUUGCAAAGAAGAAAUACAGGAGACUUUGGAUUCUCUUUGCGGAGAACUACCAUGCUGGACAGAGGACCUGAUGGACAGGUUUACCGUAGAAUGGUUCACUUUGCAGAGCCUGGGGCUGGUACCAAAGAUCUGGCAUUGGGUUUGAUGCCGGGUGACAGACUGGUGGAAAUUAACAGUAAGAAUGUUGAAAAUAAAUCACGCGAUGAAAUAGUUGAGAUGAUCCGUCAAUCUGGAGAUACCGUGAGAUUGAAAGUGCAGCCAAUCCUUGAGUUGAAUGAGCUCAGCCGAUGUUGGUUGAGAAACCACAAAGGAAUUCACAGAGAUACUUUUGGUUCAAAGACCGAGGAGCAGAUCGCUGCAGAGCAAGCAUGGUAUGAAGCAGACAAGGUGUGGCUGGUUCACAAAGAUGGCUUUUCAUUAGCUGCUUAUUUAAAGACUGAUGCUGGAGCCCCCAAUCUCCCAGAAGGCAAAGUGAAAAUUAUACUGGAUCAUGACAGAGCAAUACUAGAUGCCGAUGAAGAUGACGUGGAGAAGGCAAAUCCACCAACCUAUGACCGAGUGGAAGAUCUUGCAUCCUUGUUGUACCUUAACGAAUCCAGUGUUCUUCACACAAUACGCCAACGUUAUGGGGGUAACCUAAUCUACACUUAUGCAGGAUCCAAUAUGAUAGUGGUGAAUCCCCUCAGCUCUCCUUCAAUGUACUCUGAGAAGGUUAUGCACAUGUUUAAAGGGUGUCGCAGGGAAGAUACCUCUCCUCAUGUGUAUGCUAUUGCACAAGUUGCCUACCGAAAUUUGCUGACCACCAGGCAGGACCAAUCCAUUGUUCUUUUGGGCAGAAGUGGCAGUGGAAAAACUACAAACAGUCAACAUCUUGUUCAGUAUCUGGUCACAAUUGCCGGGAGCACAGGAAAAAUCGUGACUGUGGAGAAAUGGCAGGCUGUGUAUUCUGUUUUGGAAGCCUUUGGCAAUAGCACUACAAGUAUGAACACCAAUGCCACACGUUUUUCACAGAUCGUCUCACUUGACUUUGAUCAGGCUGGUCAGGUGGCUUCAGCUUCUAUACAGACUCUGCUUUUGGAGAAACUCAGGGUGUCUAAGCGUCCAGGGAAUGAAGGAACAUUCAAUGUGUUCUACUAUCUGUUGGCUGGUGCUGACAAUACUCUCAGAACUGAGCUUCAUUUGAAUCACUUUGCAGAAAACAGUGCUUUUGGAAUUGCACCUUUAUCAAAGCCUGAAGAGAAGCAAAAGGCAGCUCAGCAAUUUAACAAACUUCAGAUUGCAAUGAAAGUGCUUGGGAUUUCAGUUGAUGAACAGAAGGCUUUUUGGCACAUCUUGGGUGCUAUCUACCACUUGGGGGCAGCAGGAGCCACUAAAGAUGGUGAUGAAGCUGGGAGGAGACAGUUUGCCAGACAUGAAUGGGGCCAGAAAGCAGCCUAUCUGUUAGGUUGCAAUUUAGAAGAAUUGUCCUCUGCACUCUUUAAGCAUCAGCCAAAGGGUACACUCCAGAGAUCAACUUCCUUCCGGCAAGGGCCAGAUGAAUGUGGACAGGGAGAUGGAUCAGGCCCUAGGAUAACAGCAAUAGAAUGUCUGGAAGGAAUGGCAUCUGGUUUAUAUGGAGAGCUGUUCAUGCUGCUAAUCUCACUCAUUAAUAGGGCUCUUAAAUCCACUCAGAAUUCACUUUGUUCAAUAAUGAUAGUGGACACCCCUGGAUUUCAGAAUCCAAAGAACACAUCACAUAACAGAGCUGCAACUUAUGAGGAACUCUGCCACAAUUACGCACAGGAACGUCUACAGAUGCUCUUCUAUGAGCGAACGUUUUUGAAAGAGCUUGAUCGAUACAAGGAGGAAAACAUAGAGCUUGAAUUAGAUGAUGUAGAGUCCAGUUCUUCUUUUUCUGUAGCUGCCAUAGAUCAAGCCUCUCAUCAGGCACUGGUUCGAACUUUGGCUAGAACGGACGAAGCAAGAGGGCUGCUUUGGCUGCUGGAUGAAGAAGCGCUACAGCCUGAUGGAAAUGAAGAUACACUUUUAGAACGGCUGUUCACAUACUAUGGUCGACAAGAUAAUGAUAAGAACGGCCAGAGCCCAUUGCUCAAAAGCAACAAACCGCAUCACUUCAUCCUAGGACAUUGUUACAAUACCAAUUGGGUGGAGUAUGACACAACUGGCUGGUUGACUCAUGCAAAACAGAACCCUGCCUCCCAAAAUGCUGCUGCCCUGCUGCAGGAUUCACAGAAGAAAAUCAUUAGCAAUCUCUUUAUGGGCAGAGCUGGAACAGUCACGGUAUUGUCUGGUUCAAUUGCUGGUCUGGAGGGAGGAUCCCAGCUUACCUUAAGAAGAGCCACAAGCAUGAGAAAGACUUUCACCACUGGUGUAGCUGCUGUGAAGAAGAAAUCGUCCUGCAUUCAGAUUAAGCUCCAAGUGGAUGCUCUUAUUGACACAAUCAAGAAGUCUAAGAUUCAUUUUAUCCACUGUUUGCUGCCAAAGACUGAUGCUUUCACUGAAACAAAGGUGUCUCCAACUCCUUCUUUCAAGUCUGGAAUAACAGAAGCUGAUGCCCAGGCCGAAAACUUUGAAGCCGGUCUGAUGCAGCUGGAUGUACCACUGCUUCGAGCCCAGAUUAGGGGCUGCAAACUUCUUGAUGCCCUUAGAAUAUAUAGACAAGGUUAUCCAGAUCAUAUGGUGUUUUCUGAGUUUAGACGACGUUUUGAUGUUCUUGCACCACAUCUAACAAAAAAGCAUGGGCGUAACUACAUUGUUAAAGAUGAAAAACGGGCCGUAGAAGAACUUCUGGAGUCACUGGAUUUAGAGAAGAGCAGUUACCACAUAGGCCUUAGUCGGGUGUUUUUCCGAGCAGGGACUCUGGUUAAAUUAGAAGAACAAAGGGAUGAACAGACCAGAAGGAAUAUCACACUUUUCCAGGCAGCUUGCAGAGGAUACCUUGCAAGACAGUAUUUCAAGAAGAGAAAGAUUCAAGAACUAGCUAUUCGCUGCAUCCAGAAAAACAUUCAAAAGAACAAAGGAGUCAAGAACUGGCCGUGGUGGAAACUGUUCACCACAGUUCGCCCACUAAUUGAGGUUCAGUUGACAGAAGAGCAAUUACGGGGCAAAGAUGAGGAGAUUCAGCAGCUACGCAGCAAAAUAGAACGGGUUGAAAAGGAGCGCAAUGAGCUGCGGCUAACCAGUGAUCGCUUAGAAAGCAGGCUGGGAGACCUAACGUCAGAAUUAACAGACGAGAGAAACACUGGUGAAUCAGCAUCUCAACUUCUAGAGACAGAAACUGCAGACAGGCUUCGAUUAGAGAAAGAAAUGAAAGAGUUGCAGGCCAAAUAUGAUGGAAUGAAGAAACAAAUGGAGUCAAUGGAAAUGGAAGUGAUGGAAGCUCGCCUUAUCAAAGCAGCAGAGCUAAAUGGAGACUUGGAUGACGAUGAUUCUGGUGGAGAAUGGAGACUGAAGUACGAGCGUGCAAUAAGAGAGAUAGAUUUCACCAAAAAGCGAAUGCAUCAAGAAUUUGAUGACAAACUAGAGGUUGAAUUACAGAACAAAAGGCAACUGGAACGAAAAGUUGCAGAUUUGCAAGCUGACAAUGAAGAAAUGCAACGGAGUGUUCAGCAAUUGAAGAAAAAAUCCCAGCGACUAACAGCAGAAUUGCAAGACACCAAGCUGCACCUUGAAGGACAGCAAGGGCGUAACCAUGAAUUGGAAAAGAAGCAGAGAAAGUUUGACAGUGAGUUGUCACAGGCACAAGAUGAGGCUCAGAGAGAGAAGAUCCACAAAGAGAAACUGAGCAGAGAAAGAGAUGGUUUUAUAGCAGAGAUAUUCAGCCUAAAACAACAACUGGAUGACAAGGACUCUGAAAUCAUCACUAUAACCCAAAAGGCAGACCGUCUUGAUGCAGAACUGCAGGACCUAUCCUCUCAAGAAUCUAAAGAUGAAGCUUCACUAGCUAAAGUGAAGAAGCAGGUGCGUGAAUUGGAAGCCAAAGUCAAGGACCAGGAAGAGGAGCUAGAUGAACAAGCUGGGACGAUUCAGAUGCUGGAACAGGCAAAACUUCGAUUGGAAAUGGAAAUGGAAAGGCACAGACAAACUCAAGCAAAGGAAAUUGAAAGCAAAGAGGAGGAGGUGGAAGAAAUUAGACAGUCUUGCCAGAAGAAGUUAAAACAAUUUGAGCUGCAAUUAGAAGAAGAGUAUGAUGAGAAACAAAAAAUUUUGAGAGAGAAGAGAGAUCUGGAGAGCAAACUGUCUUCAGUCAGUGAGCAGGUUAGUGAACGAGAUUUUGAAACUGAAAAGAGACUGCGCAAGGACCUUCGGCGCACAAAAGCCCUUCUGGCUGAUGCACAAAUAAUGCUGGAUCACUUCAAGAAUAAUGCACCCAGCAAACGGGAAAUCGCACAGUUGAAAAACCAGCUUGAAGAAUCAGAGUUCACCUGUGCAGUGGCUGUCAAAGCUCGAAAAGCCAUGGAAGUUGAAAUGGAAGAUCUACACCUUCAGAUUGAAGAUAUCUCUAAGGCCAAAGUUGUACUGGAUGAGCAACUAAGUCGUCUACAACGUGAGAAAAAUGAGCUACAGAGCCGUCUUGAGGAGGAUCAAGAGGAUAUGAAUGAACUCAUGAAGAAACACAAAGCCCUAGUUUCCCAGUCAUCUAGGGACCUGGGCCAGAUCAACGAACUACAGUCACAACUUGAAGAAGCCAGUAAGGAAAAACAAGAACUACAAGAGAAGUUACAAGGCCUGCAGAAUCAGCUAGAGUUCACAGAACAGUCCAUGGUAGAUAAAUCCUUGGUGAGCAGGCAAGAAGCCAAGAUUCGUGAACUUGAAACUAAACUGGAAUUUGAGAAGACCCAGGUCAAACGCCUUGAGACCCUAGUUAGUCGUCUCAAGGAAAACCUGGAAAAACUGGGAGAAGAGAGAGAUCAGAGGGCAGCUGCUGAAAAUCGAGAGAAGGAGCAAAAUAAGCGACUGCAGCGGCAGCACAGGGAUGUAAAGGAGGAAAUGGGAGAACUUAGCAAGAAGGAAGCUGAAGCCAGCCGCAAAAAACAUGAGCUGGAAAUGGAUAUCGAGAGCCUUGAAGCUGCAAAUCAGAGCCUACAGUCUGACCUUAAACUUGCUUUUAAAAGAAUUGGAGAUUUACAAGCAGCAAUUGAGGAUGAAAUGGAAAGUGAUGAAAAUGAAGAUCUUAUUAACAGUUUGCAAGAUAUGGUGACAAAGUAUCAGAAAAGAAAGAAUAAAAUUGAAGGUGAUUCUGACACAGACUCUGAAAUCGACGAGCGAGUGGACGGUGUCAAAUCCUGGCUGUCAAAGAACAAGGGCUCAGCCAAAACAUAUUCAGAUGAUGGAAGCCUAAAAAGCUCAAGCCCUCCUUUGUAUCGUCGGCACAUCUCUAUUAUUAACUCUGAUGAUGAGAUGGACAGUAUUGAAGAUGCCCUGAAGUCCAGGUUGUCAACCCGACGACCGCUAAACAAUAGUGACAGUGACACCAAAAUUGUGGAAUCAAAUGCAUAGCAAUAAAUAUACUUUUAUAGGCAGGUUCAUACUAACUGAAAAAGCUCAGCAAGUAAGAUUUGAAUUUCUUGGGAUAAUGCUGCAGUGUUGGGUCACAAUAAUAAAAUUGGAAGCGGAAUAAAUGAAACACAAGAAGUUCUACAUGUUUUAUCAUCUUGGUGAUAGUUUUGCAUGAUAUUGAUAGACUGCAUUAACUUGAAAUUUAAAUUAACUUCUAAGCAUACAAUGAUUGGUAUUCCUUACAAGUAUGGAAUCUGUUGCUCUCAUUUAAAUAAUCUGAAAUCCUGUAAUAUAUAGGGGUUUGAUUUUUGUUUUUCUAUUGCUAUGGCUGAAUUUUCUUAUCCGCACCUGCUUUCAAAAUCUAAUUCAAACUUGUCAUCUCUGGUGAGGUCUCUGGCUGCCAUUGAGCUUUUCACGCAAUUAUUGUUACCUGAGCCAAAGAAUAGUUUUUUAUUUAGCUGUUGUAGACUGGAAACAUGGACAAAAAUAAUAGCAAAAUAACAGAACUCUUUGGCUUCAAAUUUUUUUCUCCUAUGAUGUGUGUGCAUAUGUUAAUAUUUUAUUGAAAAUAAAUGAAUUUGGUGUUGGUAGUUUUCUAAUGCCUAUACUCUUACACAUUCUGUUUAUCUUGUAUUUUGAAGCUCAAAACAGUAAGAUGCAGUUAAUAACCUCCUAAGACAUCCAUUGAAACAAAAUAGUUAAUAAACAUUUGUGUAUUUAAUCUUCUAUAGUCAGAAUUUAUAUUCUAAAGGGACAGAAAAUAAUUAGUAAGGGGAGGAUAUUGGGAAAAGGUAGGCCUUUUGAAAGUAAUUGUUGAGUUCCUUUAAUGUACAAACUUCCUAUUUAUGUUUUUUGUUUUGCUUCACUAUUGUGCUUGGUUAUUCACUGGAAAAAGUGAUGCACAAUGUCAUAAAUGUCAAAGAACUUGCCGUCUUUUAAUCUCGAUUAAAUCAUAGUGUAAGUCGGAACAAUUAUGAUGGAUUAUUAUGUCUACACACGAUGAUGGCAUGGAAAUAGUUUGGGAAGAAGCAAAUUCUGUAAACUCAUGGCUGUGGUUUUUAAAUACCUAAUUACUUUUGUCUUUAAAGGAUGGCAGAUCACUCAUUCACAAUUGUUGUCUUUGAUUUUGGGUAUGCUGUUUAUAAAAUCAACCCUUGUAGCAUUAUUGUUCAGCAAUCAAAAUUAGUGACCAUUGAAAUCAAGGCUGGAACUUCAAAAAUAUGCAUUACAAAACACCAUUUUUAUGUAUUAUAUGCAACCUGACUUUUCUUUAAGUUACAUGGAUUGGAAUAUUAAGACAUUUCUUUAAAAAGCCACCACAGAUACUGUUCUGAGAGUUUUCCUUAAAUGAUCAGUGACUCCAUUAUGCCAUAAGUGUUGGAUAUGAAGUUUAUAUGAAGAUCUAUUCUUCAGUUUAUAACUGUGCACUUUUCAAGAUUGCAAACUAUGUACAUCUUUACUCAGUACAGAUAAUACAAACAGAUUGCAGUGCUGCAAGGUUUAUUAAUAUUUGUACUGUUAUGUUAUUAAAAUGGUACUGUUUUAUUCAUUUAGUGAUAAGGUAGCACUGAUGUAUAAAGUAUUGCAGUUAAUUUGCAAAUUGGAUUGUUGCGAUACCAAGAGUUCUGUAGCUGUAGCUUCAAAGAUUUCUCAUAGUUUAAUGGAAACAGAUUUACUAGAUGAGCAAAUGUGUAAGACGAGGAUGGAUUUAAAUUGGUUUGGAAGAUUGUCUUGGGAAAACCAUAUUGUCCUUUAUUAUGUGUAUUUUUUUGGUGACUAUUUAUGUGACAAAAUAAAAUCGUUGGUUGUCUUACAAGUUCCCAAACUAUUUUCAUUAUUCUGUGCUAGUUUUUUUAAACAAAGGAAAAUAACUUCAGUUUUAUUUUUACUCGUUGCACAGACGUAUUUUCCUCCUCAUUCACAUUGUUUUUGUCCUUCUUAUUUUGACUUAAUUUAUGCAACUUUUCACAAGAAGCAGUGACGAUUCAUUUGUUACUUGUAAAUACAGCUUGUAUUUGUAGUGAGUUGUGUUGAAGGUGUGAUCUUGAACUGAAUUUGUUGCUGAAGACCAAUUGAUUUUUAGUGUGAAAAAGCUACUGGUUGAAUGUGUGAAGUUGAAACCUAUUUUUCAACAGGUUGUUACUUUAAGAUUGAAACAACUUGCUGUAUGAAUUUUCAAGAAAUUGUUUUAUAAAUUUUAUUUAAAAAUUCAAGAAAUCCCCUUUAAACACAAAUUUAUGAAGUUCCAAGCUUUAUUUUAAUUAUAAAAUAUUAAGUAUAUAUAAAAUUUACAUCAAAAGCUGAUCUAUAUCUUCAAAGGAUUAGCUUCAUAGGCCUAUGAAUUGUGUUGAUCAGGAUUGUCUAUUCAAUUUUUUAAAAAUAUUGUACAAUUGGAGCUGUUAAAUAAUUAAUAUUCCUUAUCAGUGCAGUGAUUUCUAUAAUUAUUUAAUAGAAUAUGCAUGUCUGUGAAUAGUAGGUUGUCCUCUGUACUCAAUAGUGAUUAAAGUUUGAAAAAUUAAGCAUGAA